Molecule: messenger RNA, 1731 nt
Organism: Aureobasidium musti
Lineage: Eukaryota; Fungi; Ascomycota; Dothideomycetes; Dothideales; Saccotheciaceae
Source: the annotation of a GenBank genome assembly
AUGGGUCUCGGCGGUCACCUCCUGGACCCCUCUUCAAUUAUAUCUCCAGAAUGGAGUCGAGCAAUUCGAAUUGUUGCUACCGUCUCAUCUAGUUUCAGUGUGAUUGGUACACUGAUCACCAUAUAUUGGUUCUUCAUGAUGAGGAGAAACUUCAGAAGAAAGUGUGUGAUAGUCUACUUUCAACAUGGAGAAGACCAAUCGCUGAUCUUCGUCUNNAGUCUGAUCCUGUAUCUCGUUCUGGCCGACUUCUUCAAAUCACUAUGGUACAUAAGCUUUUCGGGAGUAUCUCUUCGUCGGGGUGCCAUCGACACACACUCGCCGUUUUGUCAAGGGUUUGGCUUCUUAUUACAAGCGUCAACCAUGGCUUGUGGACGCGAAGGCUAUAUAGCACAGGGUCCCUUUNGCACCUUGCCGAUUCGCCCUUACUGGUACCGACUUGCACUGCAAUGGAUCCCCCGAUAUCUCAUCUGGAUCUACAUCAUGUUUGUGGCCAUUCGCAUCUACCUACAUGUCGGACAAGGAUUCAAGAUUUUUGCCCGCGAAGACGACAAGGAAUCGAGCACCGAGACACACGGCUACGGACCAGCAGAGAGUCUCGGAACCAUGCCUGGAGAAGGACUGCCAGACCUGCGAGUGGCUAAANAGAGAGGCGCAAGCGCAGGCGAACUGCAGGAUCUGUCCGGAUUCACCGAUAGUAAUGCUUCUAAUCGCCAAGCUCCUGCAAGCAGCUCCAGCCAGGGCAGUCAGUCCACCUGGCCGACAUCUCUCAACUCUUCUUCCGAAGGGUUUAAACUGCCGUCUGGUGGCCACUCGAGACGAAGCAGCCAUGUUAUUGUUCUUGCGGACGGAACCAUCCAGCACGAACUUUUGCAGGUGCCCACAGAAUCGAAGCAGCAAAGACAGUCUGUCUCUACCAUUGCAACUUGGAGAACUUCAGCCGAUAUGACUGCUGCUGCUGGGAACCCCUCGGUCAACCUCGCACCAAUCGAAGAAGGACACCAAUCGACAAACCGAGACAACAUAGACAUAGAGUCAGCCGACACACCUCUCAAGAAGAGACGAAGGGCGAUUCAACGACAACUCCGCCUUCUUUUCAUCUACCCGGUAACUUAUCUCAUGGUCUGGGUUAUUCCCUUUGUAUAUCAUUCCUUCAACUACAGCGACAAAUAUGCCGCGCAUCCUGUUCCUAUCCUGGCGCUGCUUGGAAUUUUCUGUGUAACAUUCGCUGGUACAGUGGAUUGCAUCGUGUUCGGUUGGAGAGAAAAGCCAUGGCAACAUGUACCAGGAGCCGAUGGCACCUUCCUCGGCAGCUUCAAAUUCUGGACCUUCAACAACGGUAGAAGAAGACGGUGGGCAACACCCGCACCGAAAGCAUUGCCAUCAUUGGGCAGAGACGAAGAGGAAGCCGUUGGAGAGACAGCACAAACACCGCAAAAGGCAAAACGCCUCAGUGGAGCACCCAGAAAUUCUUCAAUCAACGGACACAAGCAUAUGGUUCCCAUGCACAAAAAGACAUUCUCUGGAACUUCGGAUCGAGCGACCAGAGCAGCGGAGCAAGCGGCCGAGAGAUUGGCUCUGGAAAGAGCAGACCGCCAGAGUCGCAUGUCCACGCGCAACUCAUCCGUCAAUCCGGCAAACGAAUGGUUCGAGCGAAGGCUGAGCGAAUGCGUCAGUCCGACUCGCGAGAACUCUCACUUCGAAUUGACACCCAGUCCUACCGAGGAGUUGUAA